Molecule: messenger RNA, 1373 nt
Organism: Cynara cardunculus var. scolymus (artichoke)
Lineage: Eukaryota; Viridiplantae; Streptophyta; Magnoliopsida; Asterales; Asteraceae
Exons: 3
Coding region: 142-1128 (328 amino acids)
Biological process (GO): protein ubiquitination
Cellular component (GO): CCR4-NOT complex
Molecular function (GO): ubiquitin-protein transferase activity
Source: RefSeq, a predicted model, not a curated record
GAACGAAGCAGAGCCGUUAUCUAUCGUCAGAAAAUCAAUCUUCUCUCGAAUCCUUGCAUCCAUCGCUUUCUCUCCGUUCUCCAUCUCCAAUCUUCUAGAUAUUUUCUUCCAAUCUCCAUUUUCUUUCAACAAUUCUCAACCAUGGUGUACGAUUCCAUCGCUAACGCUUCCAUCCCCACUGCCGCAUCCAACUCCAAGGACUUUGGGAAGAAAAAGAGGGUGAAUAGGACUGCAAAAUUGAAGCAGUGCAAGCUUGAUGUUCGUCGAGAACAGUGGCUUUCUCAAGUGAAGAACAGGGGAUUCAAGGAAGAAACACAUGGUACUGGUGGUAUGAAAGCUCCUGCUCCCGAGACGCAUGCAGCAAACGAGAGAGAGCCUCCGGUGGUGAAUUUGGAAGUUAAUCUUGGUGGAGAAGAGACCGAAGGUUUGAUGAAUCAUGACAGUGAUUCUGAAUCCCCCUCCAACAGUCCUACCAGUCAUUCGAGUAGCGUCUCGGGGAGUAACAGGUCAGUUACUAAUUUUACUGGUAGUAGUAGCCGGAGCAGCAGUGGUAGUAGCAGUAGCAGUGGAGGUUGUUGUUCAGGAAGCAUGACAGAUGAAGAUGAUGAUGAAUGUUUGGAUGACUGGGAGGCUGUAGCUGAUGCUUUGGCCGCCGACGACAUUCAGAAGAAUCAUAAUGACCCUAAUCUGGUGUCCCCUGUGGAUGAACAGUUGGAUUUCCAUACCAUACCGGAGCCAGAGCCUGUGUUGACAACUCCGGCUGGUCAAGAGGAUUGCCGGCCACCAACUAGUUUCCGGGCCUGGAGACCAGAUGAUGCUUCCCGCCCUCAGAAUCUGCCAAAUUUGCUAAAACAAAACAGUUUCCCCAUGAAAUCAGGGAAGCACUAUGGUCUCCAUAGUGGUGGAUUUGCUCCUUCAUCGUGUCCUAUCUGCUGUGAAGAUCUGGACAUGACGGAUUCAAGUUUUCUUCCUUGUCCAUGUGGGUAUAGGCUCUGCCUUUUCUGCCAUAAAAGGAUUCUUGAAGAUAAUGGCCGUUGUCCAGGCUGCAGGAAGCUGUAUGCCCAGCCUGACAAUGGGAAUGCAUCUUCUAAGAUGGCUCGUUCUUGCAGCAUGAACCCCAGGCAUUAGAAAUCUCUGGAUCAUUUGGUGGGCCUCCUUUUUCAUUCACUGUCUUGCUUGUUCAGUUACUCUUAGACACCGGCACUAGUGCUAGGUUUGUCAAUAUAGACAGUAUCUCUUUAGUGUUAUGCCGGUUCUCUUUAUGAGUUUGAUCUAUAUUCUAUAGCAAUAUGCUUUUAUAGAGGACUAGUUGGUAUGUGAAUACAUAAGGUGGUGGUAUAGAAAUUGAAUACAUAUUUUCGAUUGCAAUUCUA